Messenger RNA from Esox lucius (northern pike), 5589 nucleotides. RefSeq names its product RAS p21 protein activator (GTPase activating protein) 1a (gene rasa1a). Gene Ontology annotation, molecular function: protein binding. Bases 841 to 4023 code for a protein of 1060 amino acids. Lineage: Eukaryota; Metazoa; Chordata; Actinopteri; Esociformes; Esocidae. The transcript is spliced from 26 exons. The record is from RefSeq and is a predicted model, not a curated record. Gene Ontology annotation, biological process: regulation of GTPase activity.
GUGUUUCAAUGCAGCGGGGUUAUACUAUUAAUAUAUUUGCACCACUAUUAACAGAUUUGCAGAUAUUAAUUGGUAGAUUUCGUUGAAGUUGUUUGUGUGGAGGUUGUACUCGGUAGUCGUUUGGCUGGGCCUGCGCGUGAGCGAGCACGCGCGCUGAACUGAGUCAGAGUGGGAGGGAGUCAGCAGCCGCGGAGCAAGCCAUCGGCCCCGCAAUCGAGAAAGAAAAGAGAACUUGCGCAAGAAAGAAGUGCUGUAAUUUGGUUUUCUGGUGGUCCACAUCGCUUCAAUUCAGUUCGCUUAAGGUUCAGAUGACAGGGAAGACAAAUUGUGGUGGCAGCGCAAGACAUUUCGGAACUCCGUAGGAACAAAACAACAACAGCAAAAAGACGGGAUUUCUCGUAGACACACAAACACACACAGGCAGUGACAAUAAAACAACACUCUCAGACAAGUGGACUGCUGCCUGGCUGCCGAGGGAGCAGUCAGGAUAAGGAAAAAGGAUAUCAGUACGUUUUCUACCUCUACCUUCAGGUAUUUAUAGGUUAUUUUCAAAACCUCGAUUCCAGCUGAACUUUAAACUCAUUAAACAAUGAAGACUUAGCCUGAACUCAUCAAGUGUCUCAAUAGCUAGCUAUAAUUUAGCUAGCGAGUGUGCGGCGUUAGCUAGCCACUAGCUUAGCUAGCUAACUAGCGCUAGCUGGCUAAACGUGUUGUUUUCCAAGAAACUUUUGGUGUUGUUUUUACUACGUUAACCCAGACAGUGAGUGAGUGCCACAAGAUUAGAGGGGAAGGGCAGGUCCCCCUCUUGACUUAUUCCCCCUCCACAUUUUUUUUUUUUAAAUGAUGGCUGCUGAGGUCAGUAGUGAGGAUACGGGCUCUGUCUCGGCAGGGACUGGGGUAGCAGGCGGUGGAGGCCCGGAGACGGCCCAUUUUCCGUUUUAUCCCAAGCCGACCAGAGUACGGGUCACUGAUUUGGGACAGGGCACAGCACCCAACCUUCACCAUCCGUCGAACACCUCCCCGGACUCCCUGCCUGAUAUGAGUAUGAUUUAUCCAGUGUCUGGAGAAGAUAUUACCGGAACAGCCUUGUCCACAGGGAGUGGCGGUGGACACGGGCUUAGUCUAGGAAUUAGCUCAGCGACCGUUGGCGGUGUUUGCUACUCUCCCACCUCGGAGGGACUUGGCAGCCGGAUGUCACCCACCUCGGCGGGUCUGGACGGGCCCAGUGUCUUCCCUCCUUUACCACCACCUCCACCACCCCCAGGCUAUGGGAUACUCGGCACCGUGGAUGAAAGCGACAUGCAGGAUGGACCGGAAUUCGAGGAAGAGGAGGUGGUCUUCCCCCUCACAGCGCCGCCCACGAACCAGUGGUACCAUGGGAAGCUCGACCGGACCAUUGCAGAGGAGCGUCUGCGGCAGGCCAGGACGCCUGGCAGCUACCUGAUCCGGGAGAGCGACCGGCGGCCCGGCUCCUUUGUCCUGUCCUUCCUCAGCAUGACCAGUGUGGUCAACCACUUCAGGAUAAUCGCCAUGUGUGGAGACUAUUAUAUUGGUGGGCGGCGCUUCUCGUCCCUCUCGGACCUGAUUGGUUAUUACAGCUAUGUGUCUUGUUUGCUGAAAGGUGAAAAGCUUCUGUCACCUGUGGCUCCUCCAGAGCCUGUAGAGGACCGGAGGAGAGUGAGAGCCAUUCUUCCAUACACCAAAGUGCCAGAGACUGAUGAGAUCAGCUUCCUGAAAGGGGACAUGUUUAUUGUUCACAAUGAACUGGAUGACGGCUGGAUGUGGGUGACCAACGUGAGGACGGAGGAGCAGGGCCUCAUUGUGGAGGACCUGGUGGAGGAGGUGGGACGGGAGGAGGACCCUCAUGAGGGCAAAGUCUGGUAUCACGGCAAGAUCAGCAAACAGGAGGCCUACAACCUGCUGAUGACAGUUGGUCAAGUGUGCAGCUUCCUGGUCCGGCCGUCCGACAACACACCUGGGGAUUACUCCCUGUUUUUUCGCACCAAUGAGAACAUCCAAAGGUUUAAGAUAUGCCCCACCCCCAACAACCAGUACAUGAUGGGGGGGAGGUACUACAACAGUGUUGAUGACAUUAUUGACCAUUAUAAAAAAGAGCAGAUCGUGGAAGGGUACAACCUGAAAGAUGCUGUUUCAGUGCAGCACCAGGAACAAGUGCUUUCGGACUUGGUGGACGGCAAGGAGAUUUAUAACACUAUCAGACGAAAAACAAAGGACGCGUUCUACAAAAACAUUGUCAAGAAAGGCUACCUCCUAUUCAAUAAAGGUAAAGGAAAGCGGUGGAAGAACCUCUACUUCAUCCUGGAGGGGAAUGACGCCCAGCUAAUCUACUUUGAGAGUGAGAAGAGGGCCACCAAACCCAAAGGCCUGAUUGACCUGAGUGUGUGCUCUGUGUACGGGGUUCAUGACAGCUUGUUUGGCAGGCCAAACUGUUUCCAGGUUGUGGUUCAGCACUUUAGUGAGGAACAGUACAUAUUCUACUUCGCUGGCGAGACCCCUGAACAGGCACAGGAUUGGAUGAAAUGUCUGCAGACGUUCUGCAGUAACCUUAGGAAACCUACCCAGCCAACUGCCAACAAGAGGCUCAGACAGGUGAGCAGCCUGGUCCUGUAUGUGGAGGAGGCCCAUAAGUUGCCGGUGAAACACUUCACUAACCCCUAUUGCAACAUCUACCUGAACAGUGUCCAGGUGGCCAAGACCCACCCCCGAGAGGGCCAGAACCCAGUCUUCACAGAGGAGUUCAUCUUUGAUGACUUGUCCAGUGAAAUAAACAGGUUUGAAAUCAGCCUGAGCAACAAGACGAAGAAGAGCAAAGAAAGUGACAUUUUGUUCAUGCGUUGCCAGCUGAGCCGCCUUCAAAAGGGCCAGAUGAUCGACGAAUGGUUCCCCCUGAGCUCCCACGUGCCUCUGAAGGGCAUCGAACCAGGCUCCCUGAGGGUCCGAGCACGCUACUCCAUGGAGAAGAUCAUGCCAGAGGAAGAGUACAGCGAGUUCAAAGAGCUGAUCCUGCUGAAGGAGUUCCAUGUGAUCUAUGCCCUGGCACAUGUCUGCGGUCAGGACCGUACUCUGCUCGCCAGCAUCUUGCUGCGCAUCUUCAGGCACGAGAAGGCCGAGGCGCCCCUACUCCGAACGCUCAAUGACCGAGAGAUCAACAUGGAAGACGAGGCGACGACCCUGUUCCGAGCGACCACACUCGCCAGCACCCUGAUGGAGCAGUACAUGAAGGCCACAGCCACCCCCUUCGUCCACCACGCCCUCAAGGACACCAUCCUCAAGAUCAUGGAGAGCAGGCAGUCCUGUGAGCUGAACCCCUCCAAACUGGAGAAGAAUGAGGAUGUGAAUCUGAACUUGGCUCACCUCCUCAACAUCCUGUCUGAGCUGGUGGAGAAGAUCUUCAUGGCUGCUGAAAUCCUGCCCCCAACGUUAAGAUAUAUCUACGGCUGUCUGCAGAAGUCAGUGCAGCAGAAAUGGCCGACCAACACCACUAUGAGAACCAGAGUCGUCAGUGGCUUUGUGUUCCUGAGACUGAUCUGUCCUGCCAUCCUCAACCCGAGAAUGUUUAACAUCAUCGCUGACCCUCCUUCUGCAACUGCGGGCCGAACCCUCACGUUGGUUGCCAAGUCUGUCCAGAAUCUAGCUAAUCUGGUGGAGUUUGGCGCAAAGGAGCCCUACAUGGAGGGAGUGAAUCCGUUCAUUAAAAAUAACAAACACAGGAUGAUCAUGUUUCUGGAUGAGUUGGGGAAUGUCCCCGAACUCCCUGAAGCUACAGAGCACUUUAGGACAGACCUGUCCCGCGACCUCGCCGCCCUGCAUGAGAUCUGUGCCACACACUCGGACGAACUCCGAACCCUGAGCAACGAGAGAGGAGCACAGCAGCACGUGCUGAAAAAGCUACUGGCCAUCACAGAGCUUCUUCAGCAGAAACAGGUUCACUAUGCCAUGUCCAACAGCAACAGGACUGAGUGCACGAUCAUGGCGUUGGCUGCCACCAUCCAGGUAAUGUGAAAUCUACCAAAGGCGCGAGACAUCAGUCAGUCGACCAAACAGCCAGCCCCGGGGCGCUGGCACGGAGACCAGGCUGACUUGUAUUGACACUGUAGCUUUCUGGCUGUUUCUAUCCAGGAUGGCUGACUGAGCCUCAUCCUGGGAAAAGAGGCUGUGGAUCUGGUCAAAGAUCUUGAACAUACACUGGUGAAAUAAGGAAUACCUGCUCUACCCACGCAAUGCUAACCUGAACGAUAUUCACAUUUAACGGAAGUCCACACCAACAUGAAGGGGACCCUGACAACAGUUUGCCUACACGGCAGAGCUAAAGUGUACUGACCACUACAGAGAACUAUGGACCAUCUCCUGUACGUGGACUGGCUCGGCCUUCAUUUGGGAAAGGAGGCCGACCUGAAAGCUUGAGGUCCCUACGCUAAGCCACGCUGUUAUUAGUGUAACCUUCCCAGAGGGCCUUGGGACAAAGGCGAGCCAAACCAUUGAUGCGAUAAACAUCAGGGAAGCAUAACAUAGCACCUCUCCAAGACGCAAGCCUUAAUUCAAUUUAAUCACACCACUACAGCCCAAGUCAACUUCUUCCUUUCUCUGAAAUGGCAGUUUACAGUUCACAUAGCUUCAUAUACAGUAUAGCCCUGAAGUUACUAGCUACAUCUUUUAAACCACAUGUGCCAAGCCCAAUUCCUUGGAGGGCCGAGUGUCCGCUGGGUUUUGCUCCAACCUUGUACUUUAAAUUAUUAAUUAGGUCACUAAUUAGGAACUCCCCUCACCUGGUUGUCUAGGUCUUAAUUAGACACCAACUAAAGGAACAAACAAAUCCAGCAGACACUAGGCCCUCAAUGGAAUCAGUUUGGCACAUAGGCUUGGACGGCAAAAGUAGUGUUUUUGAUAGCUAAAUGAAACCGCACAGCAAUAGAUUAACAUUUGUAUGACAGCUCAACAGUUUUAAGGACCUAUUUGUAACCUGUGCACGUGUAACCCCUGACAACUGGCCAGCUGUUUGGACCUAGAUACACGCUGGGAAAAUGAAAGGAACCUAAACAUCUUCUCUUUAGCCUAAGCCUGGGCUAAUUCAACAGAAGCUUUUGUUGUUUAUAACUUCAGUGUAACCCUGACUAACCCACCUUCCGCUCUGAUACAAGCCAACGCCAGGCUGACCUCAGAGAUAAGGGACUUGAAGGUCAUGGAGCUUCACCAAACGCUGUCACUUGGAUGAGAACUGGCCCAUUCUGUACGCCCAUUAUCUGCUAAUUCAAACACCUCUGAACACCAGAGACUUAAAAACCAAGAGACGUUUACAUAGUUUCUCAGUUUGGAUGCACUGAAGAUUACACAGACCUCACAAACAUUACCCUAGUGUUCACAUACCAUCCAGAUAAGGAUGAGACUCAAAUGUACCAGUGUCAGCUGUGCUUUAUGAGGAGUAAAACUGUUCCACUUCACCUUUAUUUCUAUAUAACUGAUGUGUUUAUUUUUUAUUUUUCUACUUGAUAGACAGAACCGUGAAUCGUUUGCAUCUUAGAUACACUUGAUCGACCAGGCUAAAUAAAACUGUUGGUAUGUAAAACAAGA